UAUAUGACUAUACUGAAAAUCACUGACAGUUUUUUAAUUACGCAAGUGUGAAUUCAAUGCAAAUUUAUUAACAAUACGUAACAACAUGUCUUCAAAUCGUUGUAUUAAUACCUUAAAAGGCAAAAUAAUAGCAAUAAAAAGAGAAGAUCAGUCAGUGUGGGAAAGAAGAGCUCCUUUAGCACCUGCAAAUGUUCGUCAAUUAAUUAGAGAAGGAGUAAAAGUAAUUGUACAACCUAGUAAUAGAAGAGCUUAUCCUGCACACUCUUACCAAGCUGCAGGUGCUAUGUUACAAGAGGAUAUUAGUUCAGCCUCUGUAAUUUUUGGGGUGAAACAAGUUCCUGUGGAUCAACUUAUAUCUAAUAAAACUUAUUGCUUUUUUUCCCAUACUAUCAAGGCGCAAGAAAGUAAUAUGCCUCUCCUAGAUGCUAUUCUUGAAAAGAAUAUACGUUUAUUAGAUUAUGAAAAACUAACAGACGAUAAUGGACAAAGAGUGGUUGCAUUUGGGAAAUAUGCUGGUGUAGCUGGUAUGGUGAAUAUAUUACAUGGACUUGGAUUAAGAUUACUUGCACUAGGACAUCAUACACCAUUUAUGUAUAUUGGGCCAGCACAUAAUUAUAGAGAUUCUGCGAUGGCACGACAAGCUAUACGAGACGCAGGAUAUGAAAUAGCAUUAGGUGCUAUGCCAAAAUCAAUUGGGCCGUUAACCUUUAUUUUCACUGGCAGCGGUAAUGUAAGUCAAGGCGGUCAAGAAGUUUUUCAAGAGCUUCCUCACGAAUACGUACCACCUGAAAUGUUGAAGAAGGUUGCAGAACACGGCGACACAACGAAGAUAUAUGGAUGCGAAAUAAGACGAAGACAUCAUCUAGAGAGGAAAGAAGGAGGUGGUUUCGAUUCCGAUGAGUGUGACAAGCACCCUGAGAGAUAUAUUUCCACUUUCAGCCAAAAAAUUGCGCCAUACGCAUCGGUGAUAAUUAAUGGAAUAUAUUGGGCUGUUGAUUCGCCUAAAUUAUUAACUAUACCAGAUGCAAAAUACCUGCUAAGACCAGCUUAUACUCCUUGGUUACCAGCAAGUGUCGGUGCUCCUGCUUUACCUCACAGAAUAUUAGCGAUCUGUGACAUAUCUGCAGAUCCCGGUGGAAGUAUCGAGUUCAUGAACGAAUGUACAACAAUUGACACACCAUUUUGUUUAUACGAUGCUGAUCGUAACAAGGAUACAAAGUCUUUUAAAGGGCCUGGAGUAUUAGUCUGUUCAAUUGACAAUAUGCCAACUCAGCUACCGAAAGAAUCUACAGACUUCUUUGGGAAUCUUUUAUAUCCUUAUGCGUUGGACAUUAUUCAAUCGGAUGCCAAAAUGCCACUCGAGAAACAUAAUUUUAGCCCAGCAGUACAUGGCGCGAUAAUAGCAUCCAAUGGACAGUUAACACCCAAUUUUGAGUACAUUCAAGAUCUAAGACUAUUGAAUCAACGUUGUAGACAUAAAGCGGAUAAUAGAGAACCACAAAGCAAAACGGUUGUUGUUCUUGGUGCUGGACACGUUUCUGCUCCGUUGGUUGAAUAUUUACAUAGAGAUAGUAACAUUCACUUGAUCGUUGCAUCUCAGUUGAAGGAGGAGGCAGACGUAUUAGCAAAUAAUUUUCCUGGUGUAGAAGCAGUUUUAUUAAACGUAGUUGAACGGCCUGAUAUAUUAAACGAUAUUGUUCAACCAGCGGAUGUGGUGGUUUCGUUGCUACCUUACACUCUACAUCACGUCGUUGCAAAUGCAUGCAUACAUGCUAAAACUCAUUUAGUAACAGCUAGUUACAUGAAUGAAGAUGUUAAAGCUUUACAUGCAGAGGCAGUAGCAGCAGAUGUAACUAUACUUAAUGAAAUAGGAUUAGAUCCUGGUAUCGAUCAUUUACUGGCUUUAGAAUGUUUCGACAAUGUCAAGCAAGCUGGUGGAAAGAUAGAAUCUUUUAUAUCCUGGUGUGGAGGUUUACCUGCUCCAGAAUGUUCUUCUAAUCCUUUACGUUAUAAAUUUAGCUGGUCACCGCGAGGAGUACUAUUAAAUACCUUGGCACCAGCGAAAUUCUAUUAUGAUAAACAAGUUGUAGAAAUAACAGCAGGAGGUGGUCUUAUGGAUACCGUUCAAGACUUGGACUUUUUACCUGGUUUUGCAUUGGAAGGUUUUCCAAACCGAGAUAGUAUAAUUUAUAAAGAUUUAUAUGGACUCAAUGCUGUUAACACAAUGAUACGAGGUACAUUAAGAUUUAAAGGCUUUUGUAGUACCAUACGAGCUUUACAAUCUCUUGGAUUAACUGACCCUAAUCCACAUCCGAGUUUACACCCAAAUGGUCCAGAUAUCACGUGGAGAAUAUUAAUUUGCAAUUUGCUUGGUUUGGCAAAUGAUAAUAUUUUUUAUGAGAAUUUGAAACGAAAAUUAGCCGAAGUGCUGAAUUCGGAAGAAAGUGUAAAGGCAAUUGAGGAUUUAGGACUUCUCCAGGAAGAUUUAGUACUAAAGUUAAAUACUCCUCUCGAUACUCUAACACAUUACUUGUCGAAGAAACUAUGCUAUGAUCAGAAUGAACGUGAUCUUGUGAUUUUAAGACACGACGUUGGUAUACUUUGGCCCGACAAUAGAAGAGAAAUCAGAGGAAUUAAUUUAGUAUUGUACGGUGAAAAACGAGGUUACUCUGCUAUGGCACGCACAGUUGGAUAUCCGACAGCAAUUGCAGUUAAAAUGAUUCUCGACGAUGAAAUUCAACAACGAGGCGUGGUUCUCCCAUUUACCCCAGAUAUUUAUCGGCCUAUACUUAAUAGAUUGAAAGCAGAAGGAAUAGAAUUUAAUGAAACAUCCAAAUGGGUUUAAUUCCUUAUCAACAUUACCUUAUAACAGACGAUUUUACACACAUAACUUUCCCCGUUUUCAAAAAUUGAAUCUCUCGACGUAUCGAGGAUUUCAACAAUUUAAAAUAAUGUGCUGCUAGAAGACAUGUCAACCGCCAGCAAUCAGUUAAUAUCAGUUAAUAAGAAGAAGCACAUACAACGAAAGAAAAUUCACGAAGAUUCCUGUGCCUUUAUCGAAAUCUGGAAACCUAAAAUGGAGCAAGUAACAAUAAACGACCAAAAGUUGUAUGUGUGU
Eufriesea mexicana is the source of this 3118-nucleotide messenger RNA. RefSeq names its product lysine ketoglutarate reductase/saccharopine dehydrogenase (gene LKRSDH). Bases 86 to 2845 code for a protein of 919 amino acids. NCBI's taxonomy places the organism in Eukaryota, Metazoa, Arthropoda, Insecta, Hymenoptera, Apidae. Gene Ontology annotation, cellular component: cytoplasm. The transcript has 11 exons. The record is from RefSeq and is a predicted model, not a curated record. Gene Ontology annotation, molecular function: saccharopine dehydrogenase activity.